AUGGGAAAAUCUGAUAAACAAGAAUAUGAAUGUGAAACACCUCCAAGAGUGAAAUCUAUACCAGGAGCACUACGAGAGUCCUUAAUGAGGUGUGGGGACAACUAUUUCCAAAGAAGACCUGCAAGUGACUCACCUACAGGCAGCAGUGCCCAAACUCCGACAGGUGUAAAUACUUCAACUCCGUCACCAAUAAAUAGUAAUAUAUAUAUCAACACAGGAAGUGGAAUAAAUACAGUGGAAACCUCUCCAGUAAUAUCUGGGAAUACCGUUGAAUCGGGGACAGAAUCUCCAGAUAGACUACGACCACCUACAAUGAAGAAAAAAAGGACUCCGACAACAUUAGAUAUACCUGGUUUAACAAAAUCUAAGAAUUCCCCUAAUGGUUUAAUAGCACGUAAUGAUCAUGGUUCAAAACUGGUAAUUAUUAUGGUAGGUAUUCCCGCUACGGGUAAAUCAUUCAUCACAAAGAAGUUAUCUAGAUAUUUGAAUUAUUCAAUGUAUCAUUGUAAAGUCUUUAAUGUUGGGAAUACUAGAAGACGUUACACAAGAGAACAUGGAAUGGGUGAGCAGGAUAGUAAUUUUUUUGACCCAUCUGAUGAAAGAAGCAUAAAAUUGAGAGAUCAAUGGGCAUUGGAUACUUUAGAUGAAUUAUUAGAUUAUUUAUUGACAGGAAAUGGAUCAGUGGCCAUAUUUGAUGCUACAAACACUACAAAGGAGAGAAGAAAAACUGUUUAUAAUCGUAUUCGUCAACGUAACGAUCAAUUAAAAGUAUUAUUUUUGGAGUCGAUAUGUACUGACAGACAAAUGAUUGAUAAGAAUAUUCAAUUAAAAUUGUUUGGUCCAGAUUAUAAAGGUAAAGAUCCAGAUGAAUCCUUAACUGACUUCAAACAACGAUUAGAGAAUUAUGACACCGUAUAUGAGCCAAUGGAUGACGUCGAAGGGUAUCCUUAUAUCAAGAUGAUUAACGUCGGUACAAAACUUAUUUCACAUCGGAUUAAAGGGUUUUUGGCGUCUUUAACUAUGUACUAUUUAUUAAACUUCAACUUAUCUGAAAGACAAAUAUGGAUAACAAGAAGUGGUGAAUGUGAAGAUAAUGUAGCUGGAAAGAUCGGUGGAGACACAUCAUUAACUGCUCGUGGUGAUAAAUAUGCCCAUGCUCUAACUAAAUUUAUUGGAGAACAGCGAAAACUAUUCGAAGAACAUUUGAAUUCAGAACAUAAACCAUCAUCUGAUAACAUUCAAAAUGAGGAGAACGUCGAAGAAGAAGAAGAAGAAAGAUCUUUUUUUAUUUGGACAAGUAUGUUGCAAAGAUCGAUUGAGACAGGCCAAUAUUUUGAUGAAAAUGAAUACCCAACAAAACAAAUGAAAAUGCUUGAUGAGAUAAAUGGUGGUGAUAUUGAUGGUCUAACAUUUGAAAGAUUUUCUACACAGUAUCCUGAAAUCUACGAGAAUCGACAACAUGAUAAAUUGUUGUAUCGAUAUCCAGGUAGCGGAGGAGAAUCUUACAUGGAUGUCAGCAAUCGACUACGUAGUGUCAUCACUGAGAUGGAACGCUUAGAGGACGAUAUUUUGUUAAUCACGCACCACGUUGUAGCACGAAUCCUUCUAGGAUAUUUUAUGAAUUUAAGACUGGAAGUUGUCACUGAUCUAGAUAUUCCAUUACAUUCAAUCUACUGUCUGGAACCCAAACCACAAGGAAUAAGUUGGACCCUCUACGAAUAUGACGAGAUUAAAGAUUCGUUCAACAAAGUCCCAAAAUCAGAACUGAACAUUUCAAGAGUUAAAGAGAUAGGUUUAGUUCACAACGAACGUCAUUAUUCACUGGUCCCCACGGCACCUAAUUACUCUAUAGGCUCCAAGUCCUCAGUGGAUUCAUAG
Messenger RNA from Maudiozyma barnettii, 1878 nucleotides. Its product is annotated as 6-phosphofructo-2-kinase/fructose-2,6-bisphosphatase. The transcript has a single exon. NCBI's taxonomy places the organism in Eukaryota, Fungi, Ascomycota, Saccharomycetes, Saccharomycetales, Saccharomycetaceae. The record is from RefSeq and is a predicted model, not a curated record. Gene Ontology annotation, cellular component: cytosol. Gene Ontology annotation, molecular function: ATP binding; 6-phosphofructo-2-kinase activity. The coding region runs from base 1 to 1878 and encodes 625 amino acids. Gene Ontology annotation, biological process: fructose 2,6-bisphosphate metabolic process; fructose metabolic process.